AUGACGUACUCUAGCGGAGGUGGCGCGACGCAGCCAACUAAGACACUAAUAUCUCGCACACUGUUGGAGCUCAAGAUGGACGGCAUUCCAGCGAUGGAACUUCGAGUAGGAGAACUUUACUGGAAACAGGAGGGACCAUACGGCUGGACACUGGGUCAAGUCUUGGCUUUUGAUUAUCAGCAGCAGAACGCUACGUUUUGUCUGAUUGAUGAAGCCACGGGUGAGCAAGUAUUACCACAGACGGAGCAAGUCGUGGACCUGCGACAGUCGCCAAUGCUCGCUGCCAAUCCACUGUUUAGUACCGCAGCAGACAUGACGUCGCUACGUCAUCUACACGAAGCUGCUCUGGCCAAAAACUUGGAGGACCGAGCAGCGUUGCAGCACCAGCGUCCAUAUACUUUCAUGGCCAAUGUAUUGAUUGCGGUGAACCCGUUACGUCAAUUGCCAGACCCGGACAAGUUCCUGUUUGUCGGUCAACCUUUGGACCGAUGUCCACCACACCCGUACAAUGUGGCAGAGAACGCUUAUCGACAACUAUGUGCGGUACGUGCUGUGAUGCAGAACCAAAGCGUUAUCAUCAGUGGAGAGAGCGGUUCUGGCAAGACUGAAACGUCCAAGAUGAUCCUGGAUUUCUUGACGAUGAGGGCAGUCCACAACCCGGCAUUAUCGUCAGCAUCCUGCACUUCGGACGAUGAGAUGGAGCCGGAAUUUACGGUGAAUAAUCGACCUGUGCUGGGAUGUAGAGGCCCACCUGGCUCGUCGACACUUGCCAUGUCGUACCCGCAGUCUAGCGGCAAGAGGAAGUUAUCUCCGGUGGUAGUGGGUGAAAGAUUGAUGGAAACGAUUCCCAUUUUGGAGUCGUUUGGCAACGCCAAGACACACCGCAACCAUAAUUCGAGCCGAUUUGGCAAGUACAUGAGAUUGCAGUUUGCUAACGAGACGCACGAGCUUUCAGGUGCCAGUAUUGAUACGUAUCUGCUGGAAAAGAGUCGACUGGUGUUUCAACCGCAGGGAGAGAGGAAUUUUCAUGUGUUUUAUGAAUUAUUGCACUCGGAAAACACUGAAGAGCUGGAGAAGAGCUUUCACUUGAAACCUAAGACGCCCGAGGCUUAUUCCUACCUAAACCAAUCGGGCUGCAUGCGCUCUGAUCUUAUCGAUGAUGCAGAGAACUUUUGCAACUUGAAGUGCGCGCUGCAGUUUAUUGGUAUUCGUGAAAGCGCACAGCACGAGAUUUUCCGUCUCGUGGCGGGCCUACUGCAUGUGGGCAACAUCAAAAUUAGCCAAGAAGACACUGAAGAAGGAGAAACAGCCUGCAUCCGCCAAGAUGACGUCGAGUCACAGGAAGCAGUGCGCCACGCUUCGGAGCUCCUGGGCGUUUCCACGGAGCAGCUCACGGACAGCAUCUUGUUAAAGCGGAUCAUGACACGUGGAUCUCGACGCAAUUCGAUCUAUUACAUCAAACGUGAUGUUCGAAAUGCCGUGUAUUCACGUGACACGAUCGCCAAGACGAUCUACGAAAACACUUUCACAUGGCUUAUGUCGGAAUGUGCUGCGGCAUUGGACUAUGACUCGUUCCGAAGUGAUGUGGUGCCUUAUAUCGGCGUGCUUGAUAUCUUCGGCUUCGAGGAUUUCGAACCAAAGAACCGAAAUUCGUUUGAGCAGCUGCUUAUUAACUAUGCUAACGAAACACUGCAGAGUCUGUUUAACACGUGCAUCUUUGAGGCUGAGCAGGAGCUGUACAAGAGCGAGCACAUCUACCACCCGACAAACCGCACACUUUCUUUUCCGUUCCCUCUUGCCGGCCAAUCGGUUAUGGAUACAGAUCCGGAGAAUGACAUUGAUUUCUUGGCGGAGCAAGUUGCGCCCAGUGGUGACCUCGUGGCCUACUCGGACAACCGCGAGUGCUUGAAUCUGAUUGCCAGUCGUCACGGCGGCCUAUUUGCAACAAUUGACAACGUGUCGCGGCUGCCGAUGCCUUCAGACCGAAAGCUUAACGAGCGCUUACACACACUCUUCAAACGCCACCCGUGUUUCCCGACGCCGCAUCCCAAGGACAUUCGCGACACAUUCCUUAUAUGCCACUACGCCGGCACAGUGUCUUACACGAUCAACUCGUUCGUGGACAAGAACAACAACAUCGUCUCAGACCAGUUUGAGGAGCUCCUGAAGAAUUCGUCAUCACGUGUACUGCAGGACUUGACUGGCAAUACUCGCAAUGGCAACCGUGCGCGCUCAGCAUCUACUGUGUCGUUGAAGUCCACGGGGUUAUCGCCUCUCGGUGGCGGCUCAGCAUCUUCAAAACGUCUUAAGGGAGGAAGUACGUCCAAUCUAUUCUCUACGCAGAUGAAGGGCCUCACGACAGAGCUAGAAGGAACGAGUUGCAACUUUGUGCGUUGCAUUAAGCCGAACACGCAAAUGAAGGCUGGGCUGUUCGAUCGGCAGUUUGUCGUCGAACAAUUACGAUGCUCAGGUACGGUGCAAGCUUGCGAAGUGCUUCGUGUUGGCUUGCCUACUCGUAUUCUUUACGCCGAAGUGGUCGAUGUGUACCGCAACUUACUGCCAUACAAGGCAUUUUGUCGCUUUGACUCGAACGACAAGCUCUUCACGCAAGCAAUUCUGUGGGCUUACGACUUCCCGACUGCUGCCUAUCGGUUGGGUGAUACUCGUCUGUUUUUCCGAACUGGCAAGAUCGAUCUGUUGGACAAGCUUCUUACACCAGCUCCGGUGUCGAGCGAAAACUUGGGCAAGCAGUUACUACUCUACUUGCGCAAGAAGCACUGGAUCAGUGCCAUUACUGCUGUGGCCACUUUUAACGCGUUUAAGCGAAUCUUCCAAAAUGUUCGGUAUCGUCGCCGUGCCACGAUGAUUCAGUGCAUGGUGCGUCAGCACCUUGCUCGGAAGCGUGUGCGGCAGAUUCGUGUGCAGUUACGGAUGCACAAGCUAUGGACCAGGAUGUCGCACCAAGCACAGAUCAUGCGCGCGUAUCAGGACCGCCCCGAGGACAAGAUGAUGCUACUUGACAAGUUGCUCGCCAAGAACUACUUUUCUGUACAGCAACGCUGGUUGCUGAAGUGGCUGGGCCCUCUACAGCGCGUCAUUUACUUGCAGAAGCGCUGGAAGAAGAUCACUGCACAGUAUAUGGCGAAGCGUGGUUUUAUACAGCUCUAUGAAGCUGUGCGACGCAACCGCAGCGCAGUGCGUGUGCAAUCACGUGUCCGUGCGAUGAUCGCUAGAACGCGUUUCCUCAAGCUUAAAAAGAAAGCUCUUGCUCGCCAUCGCUGGCAUGCUGCUUUUCUGAAUGUAAAAGUCUUUGGUCUGUUCAAGCGGCAACUGCGUCUAAUCCAUGUAGACCGGCUGGAGAAAGACAAUGCAACUUUGAUGAACGGCAUGGCGGCUGUGACAGACCAGAUGAGGAAGGCUCAGGAGCAAGCCAGGACCGCGAAGCUGCAGCUCAAGCAAUUACAAGUAUCAUACGACAAAGUGACGACUGAAGCCAAGCAACAGCAUCAACGCGUGGAAGAAUUGGAGCUAGCUCUGCAGGCCAAGCGAUUUGAGGUCGCAGAGCUACGCCGGCAGACCAUUGUGGGAGGGAGCCUUGUGGAGCGCAUCAUUCGCUUUUUCACAUGCAGUGCCGCCAUCUCCCCACCGUCUUCACCGCAAAGCAUGGUCACACCUUCUCGAUUACCGACAUUGAGACUGCAGACGCAGUCGGCUUCGGAAGAGACAUUUGACAAGGUUGACCGGAUAGUCUGGGCUACGCCGCUGAGUGAGGCUGUCAUAAUUCCACAAGUGGAUGAAGGAGACGUCGCCAAACGACGUAUCAGUGUCACUGCAAUUGAUGAUGAGCCUGCGUUCGAUUCGGAGGACGAAGAGUUUCGCUCGAAGGAUGCCGACAUGCUGUGGUCUGUGUCUCGGUACAUAUUCUAA
This is a messenger RNA of Peronospora farinosa, 3927 nucleotides long. Lineage: Eukaryota; Oomycota; Peronosporomycetes; Peronosporales; Peronosporaceae. The record is from the annotation of a GenBank genome assembly.